AUGUCCCUUUCACCAUCGGCUGUGCUGCUCAUCGUGGAGAGACACAAGCAGGAUCUUGAAACUUCUUCAUCUUCAAUUGCAGCAAAUCCAUUCCUACAAACCAUCACUCUUCAACGAAUCCAGAAUGACCUUCCUCACCUACUACGUGCAUUGAAUGCCAACAAAGGAAACAAGCAACACGAUUCAAUCCAGGCUCAGCUCAAUAGUCUAUCAGCAUUGGUUGACGAGCAAGAUUACAAAAUACAGAAAGCGAUAGAGCGUCAGAAUGCACAAAAGCAAUCAAAGCUACCACAGCAAGCACUGUCAGUUGAUCAAUCCUCCUCUGAUCUCACAACAAACGACAACACAGAGGAGGAUUACGCAUCCCUCAGGAAGAGGCUUUUGGCCGAUGGCACAUCUACAUUUCUAGAUGACCAAAAUAAAUCCGCAGAUCAGAUGAAUGAGUACCACGAAACAUUCCAAGAAGACAUAAUCAAGGACCUUUCAGGCCUCGCCUCUUCCCUCAAAAAUUCCGCUUUUGCAUUCUCCUCAAAGGUUACAGAGGACACCAAGGUGCUUAAUGAGACCAGCGAAAACAUGAUGAAGAGUCUGUCAUUAAUGCAAACCGUCGGUACCAAUCUUAAUGGCUACUUGAACGAAAAGAGUGGCGGAAAGAUCAGCAUCUUUUUCCUCAUCAAAAUGAUGAUUCUCAUUGUUGUCGUGUUCUUCAUAGCUUUGGUGCUUAUAAACUUCCUACCAAAGAUGUGA
Molecule: messenger RNA, 747 nt
Organism: Candidozyma duobushaemuli
Lineage: Eukaryota; Fungi; Ascomycota; Pichiomycetes; Serinales; Metschnikowiaceae
Product: SNAP receptor
Exons: 1
Coding region: 1-747 (248 amino acids)
Biological process (GO): retrograde vesicle-mediated transport, Golgi to endoplasmic reticulum
Cellular component (GO): SNARE complex; endoplasmic reticulum
Molecular function (GO): SNAP receptor activity
Source: RefSeq, a predicted model, not a curated record